Periconia digitata is the source of this 2270-nucleotide messenger RNA. Lineage: Eukaryota; Fungi; Ascomycota; Dothideomycetes; Pleosporales; Periconiaceae. The record is from the annotation of a GenBank genome assembly.
UUGCCACUGGUAGCAAGAUGCGGAUUUCUCUCGUGUGCCUUGCAUCUUUGGUGCUUGGGGUUUGCACUUCGACAACAAAAGAGUCUCUCCAGAACAACAAUAAUGGUCUAAAUGAAGGUGAACCUUUGUUGAUCCCCCAAGAAAACCGCAAUGGUUGGGUCGAUCCUGAAGACUUGAAGCCCAUGCCGCAGUGUAUCGCUCAGCAAGAUCCAUCUACGUGGUUGGGAGCCAUGUCCCAGUGUACGGCGAAACAAUGUACCCGCCACUUUGGAAUUAUUUGCACUCGCCACCAAUGGCUGAUCCAGCUCAGCUGCCUUAGCACUGAGUUUUCCUCUGGUGUCAUCUCAAGUUACAUGCCAUAUUGCAGUAGAUCAAUUCUCGCCAAAGCACAGCUGUAUUCAUGGAUUCAUGAAAUCACUGGUCGAACAUGGCUUGUGGAUGUUGGCGACGCAAAUGAUGUGCAAGAUCUAUCACCCUUAUCCCUGGCCCAAGGCUAUGCAUCUAUGGCUGCGACACGUUACGCCCCGGCGUGCCUAACAGGAUCGUCCUCGAGUCAAACGAUGGAGCCAUUUCAACAUGCAAUGGCGUCUUGUAGUUUCACAAGCACACCUCGCCACACCGGAAGGGCCGACCGUCCUUGGGAAUAUCGCGAAGACCUACAUUCUGUCAUCGCACUGGAGUUUGAGACACCAGGCUACGAUCUUACUAACAGGAGGAUCGAAUCUGGAGAAUAUUUUGAUAAAGACUGUUUUUGCAGCACCUUCAAACUCGACCCUAAAAAGGAAUCUUGCUCGGAACCAAGGGAAUUGAAAUGGACCCAGGAGCAGUUAUGGAUGAAUGCUACAUGUGGGCACACACCUCAUUCCAAGAACUGGACGGACUCACUCAAAACAAUCGGGUACAAUUAUAUAUCUCCCAUGGAUUGGAAAUGGCCUGCCGUAGAUUUGCCAAAGCAGAUGAUCAGCCUUGCUCCAGAAUUUGAAACAGAAGCUUGUGAGAUUGACUCUUCGGGCUACUGUCACGUCGAGCCUGCGAUUGACAGAAGCAAGUUCUGUCAAAAAAUCAGCUAUCAUUCCUGCGGAGCAUCAUGUCAGUUCUUUGAGGCGCGAAUAAAAUACGUCAACUGGCUACACGAUCUAUGUGGCGAUGUACCGGAUUGGCAUGGUCUCCCAGGCAACUGGCACCGCCUGGCCGUUCCCAACACCCUGGACAUGCUUCCGUGGCGAUGGACAGUCAGACCACAUGAUAGCUCAAACAGAGUCGAUGAAAACCAUUCAGACUACAUCAUACCAGGGGAGUGUGCCUCGGAUGACCAUGUGGUCAAAAAUUUCGUCCUCAUCCAUGUGGUUAUUGUCGUUGCGUCUUUCUACAGUCAAGGAAUAGCGAUUCGCCAGAUUGCGCGAGCUUUUCCGUGGCUCUCAUAUCAAUCUUCAUGGCUCGUCAAAGGCAUCCAAGUAGCUGCUCUCCAAUUGCUUGGAAAUUGGGCGAAUGCAGUCUUUGUCCAACAAACGAAUCGUUACGAGCAUGUUCCUGUUAUCCAACUGAUACUCCUCUGGUGCUCAAUGCCUCGUAUCACCUGGCUUCUGUUUCUGCUUCUUGGUCUAAGGCCUUGGAAUAAAGUGAACUUCUCCGCUGCCAAGUCAUUCUUACUCGCAGAGAUGAUUCUCCAGGCUCUCUCGGCUUAUCCUAUGCUCCUCACUAUCAACUAUGGCCGCGAGCACAAUUUCUAUCUAAGGGACCUAGAAGACGUGAAACACAGCCUACUAGCAAGAAUAAUGUACUAUGGUGCGCUAAUGUGGCUUAUCAUUGUCGCGAUGACAAUCUUGUGGACGGUGCAAAUUGCAAGUAGAAUGAACAAGAUGAUCGAUCAGGAGCCGGAAUGGGUGGAAAGUAGACGAAAAGUCUCAGUAAUCAUGAAAGGACUAACCAAAAUGUUUGAUUCACCCCAUGCGUGGCUGGGAGAUGAACUACAACAAUGUUGGAUGGGGAAAGGUGGCGAUCUGGGCGAGAGAUCAUCGUUGCUCCACGGAGGCGAAAAUAUCGCAACGUAUGGCGCACUCCCUGUUCAAAGCUCUAGCGAUUCCCGGAAAGAGCUGGCAAGUUUGUAUGCGGUCGUGUCUUUGGGUAUGCUUUCCCUCUGGGUUGCGCAAUGGUUGUUCUGGAUAGGAUUUAUCCGUCUGAGUUCGGAAGAGUUCUGCCUCCCAAAACUUGGUCUACUUACGGUUGUCUGGACUGUAUCCUCAUUGGCUAGCAUUACCGCUGCGAUGUGA